AAAGAGGCUAUGAAAGAUUUGGACCUUGAAGCUGGGCAUAAUAAUGUGGAGAUGUCAUCUUCCACGACCCAUAUGCACACCGACCUUGGUCUGUUCUUGGAAGAGGCCGAAAAGGUGAAGCAGGAGAUGGGUUCUGUCCGGGACAUUCUGGGGCGUCUACAGCAAACCAACGAGGAGAGCAAGUCCCUCCAUAAGUCUGAAGCUUUGCAGUCCUUGCGCAGCAGAAUUAAUGCGGACAUUAUGACGGUGCUGAAGAAAACCAGGACUAUCAGAUCUCAGCUGGAGGACAUGGACCGCGCCAACGCAGCCAACAGGAGGCUCUCCGCCUACAAAGAAGGCACCCCGAUUUACAGGACCAGAAUUGCCGUCACCAACGGACUGCGAAAGAAGCUCAAGGAGCUUAUGAUGGAUUUCCAGGGCCUGAGACAGAGGAUGAUGACCGAGUACAAGGAGACUGUGGGGAGACGCUACUUCACGGUGACUGGAGAGCACCCGGAUGAGGAGGUUAUCGAAAAGAUCAUCUCGAAUGGGGAUGGAAACGGCGGCGAGGAGUUUCUUGGGAAGGCCAUACAAGAGCAUGGGAGGGGAAAGGUGCUGGAAACUGUGGUGGAGAUACAGGACAGGCACGACGCGGCGAAGGAGAUUGAGAAGAGCCUGCUGGAGCUGCAUCAGAUAUUCUUAGACAUGGCUGUGAUGGUGGAGGCUCAGGGAGAGCAGAUGGAUGAUAUUGAACACCAUGUCAUGAACGCUUCCCACUAUGUGAAGGAUGGAACAAAACAUCUGACGACUGCCAAGGGAUACCAGAGGAGCAGCAGGAAGUGGAUGUGUAUUGGAGUCAUAAUCCUGCUCCUGCUCAUUCUUGUCAUUGUCAUCCCCAUUGCCACUAGCUUCGCUAAUUCUUGAAUUCAAUUGGCAGUACUUUGAGUUUGCUUCAAUUGCUUGUGUUGAGGCCUUGGGGGGUAUGUUAAUGCUGUUUAGUUUCGUCUGUGGACUUGUUCUUUCUUUUUCUUUUUCUUUUUCUUUUUUGUUGGGUCAAAUUUCUUCUGUGAAGUUGGAUAUGUUUGUUUUGGUUCA
Prunus avium (sweet cherry) is the source of this 1074-nucleotide messenger RNA. Lineage: Eukaryota; Viridiplantae; Streptophyta; Magnoliopsida; Rosales; Rosaceae. The record is from RefSeq and is a predicted model, not a curated record.